GUCGUCUGUAUCCAGUGUUUCCAGCAUGUCUCAUCACUCCAGUUGCAUUUUGGGGAGUAGCUUUAAGAAGAGGCUGGACCUCAGGGUGAUUGACAGCCGACCUGUCCGCAAGGAGACACUGCUGAACUCUGAGUUUGGUAUAUUCAGUGGCCUUCACAUGGAAGAUCUCCAGUCUGUAGCAGAGCUGUCCAGACCAGACUUUGUGAGUCAUCCUCACCUCUACUUUAACAGAAAGCAGGAGAGCAGCCCAAUUCUACCUGAAAAGACACACACACAGGCAGUGAAAGCAGUGUUUGAUGAGCACAGCCUGUUCCCUAAAGAGCUGUUGGAUCUGAGAGACGGCCUGAGCCAUGGAGACUUACGGAACAAUCGGGAAGAGAGGAAGGAGUGCAGGGAGCGGAAGACUGGGAAAGGGAGAAGUCGGAAAGACAGAAACCCAAAGGGGAGUGUUUCAGGGACACCUUUCAAGUGAAAACCAACACACACACUCUGGCUUCAUGUGAGAUCAAGAUCGCCACCACUUUGCCUUCAAGAGUUCCUGACAGCUGCCCUUCAGAUGAAGGAUAAUGUCUGCUAUCAGGUGGCCCUUGUUAAGGAGCUCAAACACACCCAAACCUAGACAUCCUAGGUCACUUGAACAUGUCAUGCUGGUUGAACUGAAGACAGUACACACACUCUCACAAACACACACACAUUUGUCCAUGCUUAUAAUUUUUAUAGAUUUAACAUCAUUACACUACUGUUGCAACUUUUAUCAUCUUCCGAUAGUUGUAUCCAUUAAGCUGCAUCAGACAUGGCUAAUCAACCCCAGGUUAUUCCUCAGCAGACACCAUAGUCAGAAUGGGAGGAUGCUGCAUUUAAAGGAGGUGUAUUUUAUUAGUCUGACAUUUAAUGGUAUGUGACUUUUAGACUGUAGCCUAUAAAAUGGGUUGGGUUUAUGUGUUAGACAGAGAUGCUGCAGACUAAUGCCAUCCUAUGCUUCUCUUUCUUUAUCGUUGUGUUACCCUGUGUGUUCUGACCUCUCCCCACCCUGACCUUGUGCUCCCAGCCACGACCAAAUGGCCCAAACUUGAUGUGUUUGCUCACCAAAUGAAUAGUGGUUCUCAAGUUGGUCUUUCUCCACAUGGUGCCAUUGGCAUCUUUGAGACAGAAAUAGCUCUCUUUGUUGUGUUUACAUCCCAUUCUCAGGGUUGGCUAUAAUGCACAGUGCCUGACUGGAGCCUGUGGCCUCCACAGAGUUAGAUAAGUUCGCUUUUAUUCCUUUUUUCCCAGCCUACUUGUGGAAUUACCUCCAAAUCUCACUCGAAUAAGAUGUUUUUGCUAGGCUAGGCCAUUGAGUAGGAUGACCAAGGCUCAUUUUUGUACUGAAGAAACUGUUUUCCAAGUAAUUAUGUGGGCUACUUGUAUUGGCCUGUAAACUGUAUACGAAUGCCCAUGAUUGUGUUUUUUCUUGUUAUCUGUUUUGAAUGUGUGUAUGUUGAUGUUUACUGAUAGCCAACAAAACAAAACAGGCGAGCCAUCCACAAUUAUUAUUGGGAUCAGAAUGACUCAAUUAAGGAGAAAUACUAUACUCUUGAAAGAUGACAGAGAAUGGCUGUCCCCCUCUCUGUCUCUCAGUCUCUCCCCCUU
Hypomesus transpacificus is the source of this 1629-nucleotide messenger RNA. RefSeq names its product WD repeat-containing protein 49-like. NCBI's taxonomy places the organism in Eukaryota, Metazoa, Chordata, Actinopteri, Osmeriformes, Osmeridae. The record is from RefSeq and is a predicted model, not a curated record. The transcript is spliced from 5 exons. Bases 26 to 472 code for a protein of 148 amino acids.